CUCUAUAUUUUGCGAUAAAACUGUCCCAAAAAAGCUAGAAACGUUUUUUGGUUCACAGCUGAUUUUGCGCAUGCGUAGUUGUUUAUUUCGCAAUGCUUGACUGGUUUACGAGGAGAAAAGGGAAAAUCUUGCACGACAGGCAUAGAUUUAGUUUUCAAUUACUUAGGCCUAUUUCUUCUUUGUUUUACCAAUUUGUUUUAUAUUGAUUAUUCUUUUUGUACAUUUAUGGUUUUGUCCAUAUGCUCAUCAAUGUGCAAAUAUAUUUUACGGUGUUUUUCUUCUUACUUAAAUCCGUUAUUUUUACAUAAAAUGCGUCCAAUAAACUAGCUAAAUAAUUUGUAAACGAUACCAUAUACCGUAAGUUCGUAACGUAUAUAACCGUUUGAAAUUUUGCAUUUCUGUAACUCAAUAGUUCUACACAAACCUUUAAAGAUACCUUACGCCCUAAGAUCAUUCACCUAAUAUAAAACGAUACUCAAUAACUAAAGUAAUACCUAUUUUUCCCAUAGCCUGUAGUAAGUGAUAUAUAUAUGUAUAUAUAGUUAUUAUGUAACACAUACAAACCAGUAAAAACUUCAAACUGGUGUUUUGAGAUGGAGGAAGGAAAAAAUAAUAAAAAAGACUUUACGGGUGAUCGUGAGUUACAGGAUCACAGUCCGGGAAAAUGGUUUAGUAAUUGGGAGGAGCAAUGCUUACUGCAGGCUGAAGUGGAAGCUGUUGAUGAAGCAGCACUGACUUCAGAGCGCCGAACACUGGAACAAAAGCUCUGGCUAUCCUUUCAAACCACUGCAUCUGCUAUUGCGCAACUAUACAAAGAUCGUGCUCAGUCUUCAGAUGAUUUGUGGGUUUCGUUCCAAAGUGCUGCUGAGUUCGCAACCAACAUGUACAAAGACAGCGUCGAGGGCUGUAAGAACAUGACAGAAGUUGCUGCUCAGCGAGGAUAUCAUAGAAGAAAUAAAGAAGUUUUAUCAUGGGCUAAGAAAAAACGAAGACAUAUAAGACGAGAGGAUUUGAUUGGUUAUUUAUGUGGGAGAUCCCCACCCCAUCGUGGGUCGCGACCCAGUUCAUCCCAUCGACCCCAGGAAGCGAACCGUGACAGUCGUCUUCAAACUUUUAGAGAAGCAGUUUCUAUGAAUGGUUUAAAUGGAGCAAUGGCUGGAAUAAGUUUUGGUGGCGAUUCCCCAUUACGACAAACAUCAUCUAGAAACACACAAACUUUCCAUCCUGACCUACCAGCUUUUUUAUCAGAGGAAUUCCAGCGUCGAAAUGACCUUUUGGCGCCAUCUUCUCCAUCUAGAAAAAGAGCUUCAGCUUCUGGCCAUGACUCAAAACCUUCAUCUCCUAAACGUAGAAAAUAAUCUUCGAAAUAAACUAUGCGGUGUUUGUGGUAGUUUCCUUUUUUAAAUACACUUUAUUUUAAGGUGUUUCUUACACGCUUGUGUGUAUUUGCUUAGUCAUCACGUUUUUAUUUUAUUCUCCAUAAACAAUAAACCCUGCCCAGUCUCAAAAUAUAGAAACAAUUUUGUUUUGCUUUGUUCUAAUUUCCUCUGUAUCUGUGUUUGUGUGUGACCUUGUUAAAUAUAACGUCUCGUCGAUUUAUGAUUCUACAAACCCA
Molecule: messenger RNA, 1615 nt
Organism: Ciona intestinalis (vase tunicate)
Lineage: Eukaryota; Metazoa; Chordata; Ascidiacea; Phlebobranchia; Cionidae
Product: HUWE1-associated protein modifying stress responses 1-like
Source: RefSeq, a predicted model, not a curated record